Messenger RNA from Rhea pennata, 2125 nucleotides. It is a transcript of the gene FANCG, whose product is annotated as FA complementation group G. Gene Ontology annotation, molecular function: protein binding. The coding region runs from base 1 to 1938 and encodes 645 amino acids. Gene Ontology annotation, biological process: interstrand cross-link repair. NCBI's taxonomy places the organism in Eukaryota, Metazoa, Chordata, Aves, Rheiformes, Rheidae. The transcript is spliced from 14 exons. The record is from RefSeq and is a predicted model, not a curated record. Gene Ontology annotation, cellular component: Fanconi anaemia nuclear complex.
AUGAAGCGGCGGCGCGGGGAGGCCCCGGAGCCCGGCUGCCUCCGCGCCUGGGCGGCCGCGAGCGAGGAGUUGGCGGGGCGCUGGCGGGCCGCGCGCUGCGGGGGGCCCGGCGGAGCGGCGGUGCGGCGGCAGCGAGGCGCCUUCAGGGAGCUGCUCCUGCAGAUGCGGGGGCUGCCAGCUGCCAUCACCACCUUGCCUCUGGAGCUCACUGUCCUCUAUAACUCCUUGCUUUUUGAUAUGGGAGCAUCUGACUGUGCCAUUAAUGGAGAAGCAGAAGACAUACACAAGGGGCUCCUCAGGGUUCUGGAGGCUUGUGGGGUCUCUGGGCAGGAUCUCAGCACUGAGGAGCUGUGGCAGAAAGUGCUGCAGGAAGUGACUGUUGAAGAACUGCAGGCACCUUUGCAUCGACUAGGCGCUCUGCAAGGAGCGUGGUGGCUGGCAAGCAACCACCUGGGAAGCGUCACUGGCCUCUUCCGGCUCCUGAGCAGUGCUGAGGACCCAGGGAGAGCUCCCGGCAGUGGAGGGAAGAACGAACUCCUCUCCCUGCUCAAAGCGUGGAAAGUCCCCAUUGAGAGGGCCUCUGUGUCGCUAGUACAGAGCACCGAAGACUUGAAGGAGAUCCUGUGCACUGCAGCUGCCUUCCUACAGGGACUGCAGGAGCUGGAGGCUGGGAACCUCCCUGCCGCCUUCUCUCUGCUUCAAGAGGCUGCUGGUGGAUUCUGCUCCAAGAAGGUCCUGGCUCAGAUCUACACCUGCCUCAGCUGCUGCACUCAGCGAAUGGGCAAGCCUCAGACAGCCCUUCAGCACCUGAAACGGGCCCUCCAGGUGGACUUCCAAUGCCUUCCUGCCCUGUCCCAUGCUGCGGCAGUGUACCACGAGCUGGGAGAGAUGGACGCGGAGCUGCAGGCCCUGGCUGUGCUCUAUGAGGCUCUGGAAAGAAAUCCUCUAGCAGCUGCUUCCACUACUCCCUAUUGUCUAAUCCAAAUAGAGCACCUUGUCCACACGCCAGCACUAGCUUCUCUCUUCCGCUGUCGAUAUCCUUCCGAAGUGAAGUACCUACUGGCACAGAGGUGUCUCCAGGGUGGGAGGGUGGCUGAUGCUGUGGAACAUUACCUGGACUUCCUGGCUCUACUUCAGGACGGGCUGCAGCAGCAGGUACCCCUAGAUGGUGGAUCAGCUCUGCCCAGGAUACCCGAGGUGUUCCUGGAAGCAGCAGCUGCCCUGGAGCAGGUGGGGAGGUAUCAGGAUGCCAUAACUGUGUGCGAGGAGGUUGUGAGUCGGACAGCUGACCUAAUCCCACAGACGUUACGAUUUGAUGAGGGGCCAGAGCAGCCAGAGUGGCCAUCACCAGGGACAGAAUCGGCUGGUGGUCCCCUGUCCCAGAAGAGGGAGAGUCUGCGUUGCCUUGUGUGGAGAACAGCAGCAUACAUGCACCAGGGCUGGGCCUGGGCCAAGCUGGACAAGGACAAGGAGGCCAUAACACAGUUCAGCAGGUGCCUUGGUGAUCUCUUACGAGUCCAGCUUUACGGGUCUGGUGUUGAACCAACAGGGAGCCUCCUACCAGAAGUGAGGCUUCUCCAGAAGAUCAGGUUGCUCUCUCUCGUUGGGCGAGGUACCCAAUUCCUGGAGCUGGGGAGGCACAGGGAAGCCUUGCUGGAUUUCCAGCAUGGUUUGCAGAUCUCACCAGGUGACUCUGCUGCUGCCUCCUACCUGGUACAGGCCCUGUGGAAACUGAACCGAAAACAGGAGGCUGCCACUCGCUGGCAGAAGCUCUCAGAGAGCCCCACUGAGGAAGAUGGGCAGCAGGAAGAGCUGGGAAAGUGUGCACCAAGGACCUAUCCUUUGUACUUGGUUUCAUGUCUGAAGCAAGCAACCUUCCCACAUAGUGAAUCUCUUGCCAGAAACAUACAGGAUUACCUCCAGAGCACAACCAGCUAACCCAGUCAGUCUCCCCAUCGCCACGUAUCUGCUGAAGUCUCCCUGCCUGCACCAAGACACCAUGAAGCCUUAAUAGCUUCUCUGAGACUCAGAGUUACUCUUGGAUAAAUCUGGGUUCCCAAAGGACUGAAAUGGAACAAAGUUGCUUUAAAAGUUGCUAAUAAAAGCCUCAGAUCUAUUCAAUUUA